UAUCUAAAUAUAUAUACCAAUAAUAGAUAAAAUAUCUUGCAAUUCAGAAUGUAGAGAGUGACAACUAAGAUCAGCUAGGUAUGGAUUUGGAUGUCUGGUAGUAAGCCAAGCAAUUAACAUCUCCUUGUGCAUGGAGAUGCAGGCGCAGGAUACCAGCCACGCAUGACUCAGGGGCGUUCCUAUGACCCCGCGAAGCCGAUGGCUAGGAGCGACACAUCUGACUGUCAGAUCCGCGCGCGCCUCAGUUGUCGGGUGCAAGCCAUGGACCAAAAUAGCUAUUAGCUAGCGGGUAGCGCAUGACAUGAAUGAACGAAGAAAGAGCAGCAAGAAGCCGUGACGGAGUAGCAGCACCCCCCGGCAACGCGCAGAGGGGAGAGGCGAGGCGGCCAUGCAGGCGGUGCGGACGCGGGCGGAGCAGCGUGGUGCCGAGGCGGAGGCGACCCCGCACGGGAGCGCGCGGUCGUGGAGCCCCGAGGCGGAGAUCGGCAUGCGCGUGGAGGACAUCUGGGACAGCCUGGACGUGCAGCAGCGGCAGCUGAGCCACGGCGACAAGCUCAACAGUUGCUUCGACAGCAUCCCCGUCGCGUCCUUCCCGCACGCCUUCGACGGCGCCCAGCUGGUGGAGAUCCCCUCGGACGCCACGCUCGCCGAGGCCGUCGACAUCCUGUCCCGCAACCGGAUCAUCAGCGCGCCCGUCAGGAACGUCGACGCGCCCGAGGACGCCAGCUGGAUCGACCGCUACAUCGGCAUUGUCGAGUUCCCCGGCAUCGCCGUCUGGCUGCUCCACCAGUCUGAAGCCGCGGCGACGGCCGAAGUAGGCGCCGACGAGCUGGCAGCGAAGCUAGGCACCGUCACGCUGGAGGGCGCCGCCGCAGCCGCGGCGGCGGCGGCCGUCACGUCCAAAGCGGCGGCGGAGCCUGAGGGAGCCAUCGCGGAAGUCUUCGGAGCCCUGCCGUCUUCGGACCUGUUCAACAAAACGAAGGUGAAGGAUAUCUCCGGGUCGUUCCGGUGGGCGCCGUUCCUGGCGCUGCAGAGCUCCGACACCUUCCUCACCAUGCUGCUGCUGCUGUCCAAGUACCGGAUGAAGAGCCUGCCGGUGGUGGACAUCGGCGAGGGCACCAUCAGCAACAUCAUCACGCAGGCCGCCGUCGUGCACAUGCUCUCCGAGUGCGUCGGCCUCCACUGGUUCGAGGAGUGGGGCACCAAGACGCUCUCCGAGAUCGGCCUGCCCAUCAUGAGGCUCAGCAAGAUCGUCAAGGUGCGCGAGGACGAGCCGGCACUCAAGGCCUUCCGGCUGAUGAGGAGAAAAGGGGUUGGAGGCAUACCGGUGGUGGACGAUAGCGGCAGGGCGGUAGGCAGCAUAAUGAUCAAGGAUGUCAAGCAUCUCCUUACUGCAUCGGAGACAAACAGAGACUACAGGACCCUAACAGCCAAAGAAUUCAUCGCGAAUGCGAGACAGAGCUCCGGCGAAAGGCAAAUGAGCAUCAUAACGUGCAAAAGGGGGGACAGCGUCAAGGACAUAAUACUGAAGCUGGAUGCAGAGAAGAGGCAGAGGAUCUACGUGAUCAACGAGGAAGGGAACCUGGACGGGUUGAUCACCCUCAGAGAUAUAAUCGCCAAGCUGGUGUAUGAACCGCCUGGCUACUUUGGGGACUUCUUCAAUGGUGUUAUCCCUCUACCAUCCAACAGCAGGGUCUGAAAAAGUCAAGAAAACCUUUUACCAUGCUCUCUGUUUACUCUCCUUCUCUCUAUGAUUUGGUAACACCUAUGUUCCAUUUCUAGUGUCCAUAAUUUUUUUAGUGAGCUUCCUUCGUCUAUAAUUAUCACUUAUGUAGAUGAAUAAUGGUAGCUUGUCAUAACGCUUCCAUGUGUGGAACAAUAAUGCUGUGUCCAUGUUUAUGUUAAACAAGUCGAUGCCUGGAAUUUAGCCAUGCCAGCUUCACUUGUCUCCAGAGUAUCAUUUACCCUGUUCUGUUCCUGAGACUAGGCACUAUAGCUUGCUGCUCACUUUACCUGGCAUUUUUAUUUAUUGCUCAAUCCAAAGGGCUUUCACCUAAAUUUUAAGA
Zea mays is the source of this 2066-nucleotide messenger RNA. RefSeq names its product SNF1-related protein kinase regulatory subunit gamma-1. Lineage: Eukaryota; Viridiplantae; Streptophyta; Magnoliopsida; Poales; Poaceae. The record is from RefSeq and is a predicted model, not a curated record. Bases 389 to 1699 code for a protein of 436 amino acids. The transcript is spliced from 4 exons.